AUGCCUCGGUGUCAUAAAUUAUCAUCUCUCUCCAACCCAAUCUGUUAUGGUCUGCCAUCUGCAGACCAUAGUCAUGUCCAUCGAGCCCUCCGGUCAUUUUCAGCAAACCGACUUUCGUGCUCGCUGCGUCUAUCUCCAUUGCCGCUGAUUCUGACAGUUGACUUUCUCACCUCGCUCUUUGUAGAUAUCUAUCUAUCUAUCUAUCUAUCUAUCUAUCUAUCUAUCUAUCUAUCUAUCUAUCUAUCUCAGUCCGUUGAUAUCUAUCUAUGUAUAUAUCUCAGUCUGUUCAUAUCUAUCUAUCUAUCUAUCUAUCUAUCUAUCUAUCUAUCUAUCUUAGUCUGUUCAAAUCUAUCUAUCUAUCUCAAUCUAAACAUAUCUAUUUGGCUUACGGCCAAAUCACUUGGAAACACCGGUUCUCGUACGAUCACCGAAGUUAAGCAACCUCGAGCCUGCCGUAAAAAACAAAUUACUCGAUCAAUUAAUAUCUAUCUAUCUAUCUAUCUAUCUAUCUAUCUAUGGAUGCAUUUAGCACUACUUGGGAAGACGGCUGUAAGAGGAGGAGGGAAAUCUAUCUAUCUAUCUAUCUAUCUAUCUAUCUAUCUACCUAUCUAUCUAUCUAUCUAUGUCUGUCCAUAUCUAUCUAUCUAUAUUAACUAUCUAACUAUCUCGGUCUGUUUAUAUCUAUAUCAGUCUGUUAAUAUCUAUCUCUUUAUCUAUCUAUCUAUCUAUCUAUCUAGGUCUCUCUAUAUCUAUCUCAGUCUGUCCAUUAUCUAUCUAUCUAUCUAUCUAUCUAUCUAUCUAUAUAUCUAUCUAUAUAUCUAUCUAUGCCAGUCUGUUCAUAUCUAUGUCAGUCUGUUCAUUAUCUAUCUAUCUAUCUAUCUAUGUCAGUCUGUUUCCAUAUCUAUCUAUCUAGCUAUCUAUCCAAGUCUCUUUAUAUCUAUCUAUCUAAAUCUCUUCAUAUCUAUCUAUCUAUCUAUCUAUCUAUUUCAGUCUGUUUCCAUAUCUAUCUAUCUAGCUAUCUAUCCAAGUCUAUUUAUAUCUAUCUAUCUAAAUCUCUUCAUAUCUAUCUAUCUAUCUAUCUAUCUAUCUAUCUAUCUGUCUGUCUGUCUGUCUGUGUCUGUCUAUCUAUCUAUCUAUCUAUCUAUCUAUCUAUCUAUCUGGUGUUACUGGCGGAACAAAUACUCAUAUUCUCUCUCUCUCUCUCUCUCUCUCUCUAUCUAUCUAUCUAUCUAUCUAUCUAUCUAUCUAUCUCACACAUAUAUACACAUUGUUUAA
Acanthosepion pharaonis is the source of this 1275-nucleotide messenger RNA. The record is from the annotation of a GenBank genome assembly. NCBI's taxonomy places the organism in Eukaryota, Metazoa, Mollusca, Cephalopoda, Sepiida, Sepiidae.